Molecule: messenger RNA, 2465 nt
Organism: Pichia membranifaciens NRRL Y-2026
Lineage: Eukaryota; Fungi; Ascomycota; Pichiomycetes; Pichiales; Pichiaceae
Exons: 1
Coding region: 50-2368 (772 amino acids)
Biological process (GO): COPII-coated vesicle cargo loading; intracellular protein transport; endoplasmic reticulum to Golgi vesicle-mediated transport
Cellular component (GO): endoplasmic reticulum exit site; COPII vesicle coat
Molecular function (GO): zinc ion binding; GTPase activator activity
Source: RefSeq, a predicted model, not a curated record
GAACGAAUAAGCUUCACAGCGAAACGUUGAAGAUUCACAGGAAAAGAAAAUGGAUGUUCUACAGUCACAGUUUGAAACAUAUGAAGAUAAAACUGGAUUGAAGUUCCCAUUCAAUGUUUUUCCGAGAACGAAGGAACAAGAAAGAAAAUGCUCAAUACCUAUCUCCUGUUUGUACCAGCCACUCAGACCGAAAGAGGAUCCAGUGAUAGUGGAGAACUAUCCCAUGGCAUGUUUCAACUGUAAGAGUAUCAUAAACUCUUUAUGCAUGGCUGAUUCUAGAGGUUGGAGUUGUUCUAUUUGUGGUAAUAGAAACCAAUUUCCUAACGAAAUAAACCAGUUGCCUAUUGAGAUGAAUCCCGGUCUAUUGGACAUCGAAUAUAUUAUUCCACAACAAGGUAUACUGAAGCCAACGAUUUUUGUAUAUAUAGUUGAUUUGGCAAUCGACGAAGAGGAGUUGGCCUCCCUGCUAGAAAACCUAUUGAUCUCAAUUGAUCUACUACCAGUCAACUCGAUGAUAAGUUUGAUUACAUAUAGCAAGCAUGUAAACGUUCACGAAAUUGGAUACCAAGGCAGCAACUACUCCUACACUUUUAAUGGGGCUAAAGAUUAUUCAAGAGAGGAGAUAAGCCAAAAAUUGGGUAUUUUGAGAAAAAAUGUCGAUGGUAUGAAAAAUGCUACGACUUCACAAAUUGCCAACAGGUUUUUCCAGCAGACUGCAAUUUGUGAGUUUUCCUUAGCAAGUCUUAUUGAAUCCUUGCAAAAGGAUGCUUUUAAAGUUCCUCAGUUCCAUAGAAAGGAAAGGGCUACAGGAUGUGCCAUAAAUGUUGCAUUCCAUAUGCUUGGCACGCUAUACCCUAAGAUUGGCGCUAGAAUUAUGCUAUUUACAGGCGGUGGGUGCACUGUUGGACCUGGAAGUAUAGUGUCAACGUCCUUGAAAGAUCCUAUUAGAUCGCACCAUGACUUGUCUAAAGAUGCAAAGACGAUAAAAAAGUUCAAAGCAAAUGCCAAAUUUUAUAACGACAUUGCAGAGAAGGCUUCGAUCAACGGACACACAUUUGACAUUUUUAUUGGAUGCUAUGACCAAAUUGGCCUCAGCGAGAUGGAAUGCCUUGUGGAUAAAACUGGGGGUGUAAUUGUCCAAAGUGACAGCUUCACCUCUGCAAUUUUCAAACAAUCAUUAAAUAAAUUCUUAUCCCCUAAUGAAUAUGGUGAGUCUCAAUUUGGAUUGAAUGCCACUUUAGAAGUAAAAUGCAAAAAUGUGAAAGUUAGAGGUUUGAUCGGACAUGCUACUGCAUUACAUUUAAACAAGGGGAAAACUCUGGAUGGAGCCCACAACAAGAUCAGUUUCCAUACUGAGGAGAAGGGUAAGAAAAUUGGGUUGGGUGGAACAAAUUGUUGGAAGCUUGGAUCGGUAUCUACACAUUCAUCAUAUGCCGUUUAUUUUGAAAUGGUCGACCACCCCAUUGGUGACUAUUCCGUCAUUCAGUUCAUCGCAAGCUACCAGCACCCAGAUGGAACUCAACAUAUUCAUGUGACAACGUCUCAGAGGUUUAUGAACCAGGGUAGUGAUUCGAUGGAUUCGAUAAUAUCCAAUUUUGAUCAAGAGGCAGCCACAGCCAUAAUUGCAAGGCAAGCCAUAGACACAGUUGCUAACAACUCUUCUGUCAAUGCACUGACGUUUGUUAAUAAAAUACUGAUUGACUUCCUGUCUGUAUUUGCAAAAUAUAGAGUCAACGAUACCAGAUCUGUGGUUAUUCCACCGAAUGUCAACUUGCUUCCACAGUUCAUCUAUCAUCUACGUAGAUCCAAUUUCAUUCAGAUUUUCAAUUCUUCCCCGGAUGAAACGUCGUUUUAUCGCCACUGCUUUUUGACAGAAGAUUGCCUCAACACCCUGAUUAUGAUUCAGCCAACAUUAACAGCCUAUGAGCUCGAAAAGGAUCCAGAACCAGUUUUACUAGACUCCACAUCGCUAAAGCCUAAUAGGAUUUUGUUUUUAGACACAUUUUUCCAUAUUUUGAUCUUCCAUGGAUCGCUGAUUUCUGAUUGGCGUAGACAAGGGUACCAGGAUCAACCCGACUACGAGUACUUCAAGGACUUCCUUGAACUACCAAGACAAGAGGCUGCAGACAUCUUGGUCGAUCGAUUCCCGUUGCCUAGAUUUAUUGACACCGAAGAGGGCGGAUCACAGGCACGAUUCUUGAUGUCCAAGUUGAACCCAACCACAAGCUACAACUCGUCAGAUUCGUUGGAACAGUUGGCGACAUUUGGGCCUCAGGAUACGGGUGACGGAGCUGUCAUCAUGACCGACGACAUCAGUUUACAGACGUUCAUGCAGUAUGUGUACGAGGCCGUGGUAAAGCCUACCUAGGAUAGAACGUAGAUAGACAAAAGCCGUGAUGGAUAAGGUGUAGAAAAGUAGAGUAAAUAGAAAAAAUUUAGAGCAAAACAGUAAACCCGACGGAGCU